AUGACUGAUUUUAAUAAAGGUACUCCAAUAACGCAGGAAAUUGCUGUUGAAUUACGUCAACUUGUUUUUGGAACAGCAGCAGCUCCACCACGUGGAGAAUGGACAAGAACACCAUUUACAUUUAGUACACCAAAUCAAGAUUUGGCAUAUGGAUUAGUUUGUCCAAGAAAUGGUACCAGAGGUUUAUUAUCUGCUGUUCAAGCUUUCAUUUUGAAAUAUUUUCUAUUUGAUAGACGUAUUAAGGAAAGAAGUCAGGGUUUCGAAUCUGUUUUAAAACCAAAUGAAGCACAACAAACUGAAGCAUUAGUUUCAUCAUUAACAGAAAUUCUAAAUUUAAUUGCUGAUAAAAAUAAAGUUUAUGUAGUAUUACCAAGUGAAGAAUCUUAUAUACCGCAUAGUAUAACAUAUUUUCAAGAUUCUGUGACAGAAAAGCUACAUAUUUUUGAAUUGAGAAGAGGUGAAGAAACUCAAAUGUUUAUGAAGAAGAAUAUUCAUUAUUUUACAGAAGAAGAGGGACCUGGAACACUUUUAUUUUUAUAUUGUUGUGUUUUUACAAGACAUGUUGCAAGAACUAAAACCGAUUUAGAUGCGCCACGUGGCUCAUAUUUAGUUGGAAAUCAAGAAGAAGGUUCUCUUAAUAUAGUUAUGUUAUUGUUGACAGGUCGUGCCACACCCUAUUUACACAAUGGUGUCGUUCAUGUUGGAGAUGAAGAGUCAUAUGCAAAUCCACAAUAUGGUGUCCUAAAUAGAUGUGUUGUUGGUUUAUUAAUUUAUGAAAAUGAUAAAAAUAAUGCUUUUGUUAAUCGUCAACCAGGAUCACGUUUAAAAACACCUACAACACCAAUAUGGGUAUCAUGUUGUACUGGUCAUUAUGGUGUUGCAUAUAAUACAAAUCCAGAUUUAUUACGUAAUUAUCAUGCUGAAUCACGUUUUGAUCUAUAUUACUAUAGUUGUUCUGGUAGUUUAAUAACAAUGACAAUUGAUAAUAAACAUACAAAUGAUAGAGCAAGCUUUAUGUUACAACGUCAAACAUCAACAGUAAAUGCUCCACCACCACCAGAUGAAAAAGGUGAAGAAUUUCAAACAACACCAUUAGAACGUUUAAUACAUACAAAAUGGGAAGAAGCACAUAUUAAAUUCCAUGUACAACCAUCAACAUUAAGUUAUCUCUUUAAUCCACAUAAAUAA
Condylostylus longicornis is the source of this 1188-nucleotide messenger RNA. Its product is annotated as inactive ubiquitin carboxyl-terminal hydrolase MINDY-4B. The record is from RefSeq and is a predicted model, not a curated record. Lineage: Eukaryota; Metazoa; Arthropoda; Insecta; Diptera; Dolichopodidae. Gene Ontology annotation, biological process: protein K48-linked deubiquitination. The coding region runs from base 1 to 1188 and encodes 395 amino acids. Gene Ontology annotation, molecular function: cysteine-type deubiquitinase activity; K48-linked deubiquitinase activity. The transcript has 8 exons.